CUUAUUUCUUAUGAAUGUCGGAUAGCUGCACCAGCUUGGUGGGGAAAGGGUUUGAUGAAUAGCACAAAGACACUGGCUGUUCCCUGGAGGCUGUCCCUUUAAAGGAGAAUCUUAGUUUAUUCUGGGGGGAGGGGAUGCACACAUUAGAGUAGGAAAGAGGGCUUGGAAUAAAAUGAAAACACUCCCCCUUCAUAGUCAUUGUACUGAAAUGCAAAGACUGCUUCCUAAGCUGGAGAUGCUAACCUUGGGUAGCUCCUUCUGUUCUCUUCAAGGGGAAUUUUGUCAGGCUAUGGAUUCAUUUACAACUGUUAGUCAUGUGGGCAUGUGUGAGGAAACAGAUGCCAGUUUUAAUGUAUUUAGCCCGAAGUUCCAAUUUGAUAGGAGCCACUGUCAGUCUCUGAGGUUCCACCAAAAUAUGGAACUUGAUUUUGGACACUUUGACGAAAGAGAUAAGACAUCCAGGAACAUGCGAGGCUCCCGGAUGAAUGGGUUGCCUAGCCCCACUCACAGCGCCCACUGUAGCUUCUACCGAACCAGAACCUUGCAGGCACUGAGUAAUGAGAAGAAAGCCAAGAAGGUACGUUUCUACCGCAAUGGGGACCGCUACUUCAAGGGGAUUGUGUACGCUGUGUCCUCUGACCGUUUUCGCAGCUUUGACGCCUUGCUGGCUGACCUGACGCGAUCUCUGUCUGACAACAUCAACCUGCCUCAGGGAGUGCGUUACAUUUACACCAUUGAUGGAUCCAGGAAGAUCGGAAGCAUGGAUGAACUGGAGGAAGGGGAAAGCUAUGUCUGUUCCUCAGACAACUUCUUUAAAAAGGUGGAGUACACCAAGAAUGUCAAUCCCAACUGGUCUGUCAACGUAAAAACAUCUGCCAAUAUGAAAGCCCCCCAGUCCUUGGCUAGCAGCAACAGUGCACAGGCCAGGGAGAACAAGGACUUUGUGCGCCCCAAGCUGGUUACCAUCAUCCGCAGUGGGGUGAAGCCUCGGAAGGCUGUGCGUGUGCUUCUGAACAAGAAGACAGCCCACUCUUUUGAGCAAGUCCUCACUGAUAUCACAGAAGCCAUCAAACUGGAGACCGGGGUUGUCAAAAAACUCUACACUCUGGAUGGAAAACAGGUAACUUGUCUCCAUGAUUUCUUUGGUGAUGAUGAUGUGUUUAUUGCCUGUGGUCCUGAAAAAUUUCGCUAUGCUCAGGAUGAUUUUUCUCUGGAUGAAAAUGAAUGCCGAGUCAUGAAGGGAAACCCAUCAGCCACAGCUGGCCCAAAGGCAUCCCCAACACCUCAGAAGACUUCAGCCAAGAGCCCUGGUCCUAUGCGCCGAAGCAAGUCUCCAGCUGACUCAGCAAACGGAACCUCCAGCAGCCAGCUCUCUACCCCCAAGUCUAAGCAGUCUCCCAUCUCUACGCCCACCAGUCCUGGCAGCCUCCGGAAGCACAAGGACCUGUACCUGCCUCUGUCCUUGGAUGACUCGGACUCGCUUGGUGAUUCCAUGUAAAGGAGGGGAGAGUGCUCAGAGUCCAGAGUACAAAUCCAAGCCUAUCAUUGUAGUAGGGUACUUCUGCUCAAGUGUCCAACAGGGCUAUUGGUGCUUUCAAGUUUUUAUUUUGUUGUUGUUGUUAUUUUGAAAAACACAUUGUAAUAUGUUGGGUUUAUUUUCCUGUGAUUUCUCCUCUGGGCCACUGAUCCACAGUUACCAAUUAUGAGAGAUAGAUUGAUAACCAUCCUUUGGGGCAGCAUUCCAGGGAUGCAAAAUGUGCUAGUCCAUGACCUUUCAAUGGAAAGCUUAGGUGCCUGCGUUAUAUUUGCCCUGUCUAAUUUUGCCCAUACAGUCUUCCUUCUGUAGAGGGCUGUUUACAUAUACAGCACUUAAAAUGUUUGUGUGGGAAAAAAAAAACUCAUUGGCAGAUCCAAGAAUGACAAACACAAGUGCCCCUUUUCUCUGGAUCUCAAGAAUGGUGGAGGACCCUGGAAGGACAGCAAGGCAGCUCCCCAGCCUCACUCUUCACUCCUGAUUGAGGCCCGGGUUUGUUGUCCAGCACCAAUUCUGGCUGUCAAUGGGGAGAAAUAAACCAACAACUUAUAAUUGUGACACCAGAUGCUUAGGAUCCUGGUGCUGGGUUAGCUAAGAGAAUAGACAGAAUUGGAAAAUACUGCAGACAUUUCCGAAGAGUUUAUAAAGCACAGUGAAUUCCUGGUCAAUCUCUCCACUGAGGCAAUUUGGAAUCAAUAAGCAAUUGAUAAUAGUUUGGAGUAAGGGACUUCAUAUACCUGAUUCCUCUAGAAGGCUGUCUAACAUACCACAUGAUUACAUGAACUGUAUGGUAUCCAUCUAUCUCUGUUCUAUUGAAUGCCUUGUUAACAGCCAACACUGAAAACACUGUGAGAAUUUGUUUUCAGGUCUGACACCUUUCAGUCUCUUUUUAUAGCAAGAAAUCAAUAUCCUUUUUAUAAAAAUUCAUGUCUGUAUUUCAGGAGCAAACUCUUCAGGCUCCUUUUUUAUAAACUGGUGAUUUUUCUUUUGUCUAAAAAACACAUGAAGAAAAUUUACCAAAAAAAAAAAAAAAAGCAGAAGAAUAAUGUAGUUUAGAAAUUAUGCUGUCACUGCCAAACAGUAACCUCCAGGAGAAAACAAGAUGAAUAGCAGAGGCCAAUUCAAUAGAAUCAGUUUUUUGAUAGCUUUUUAACAGUUAUGCUUGCAUUAAUAAUUUCAAUGUGGACCAGACAUUCUAAUUAUAUUUUAAAUGAAAUGUUACAGCAUAUUUUAAGCAACUCUUUUUAUCUAUAAUCCUAAUAUUUCAUACUGAAGACACAGAAAUCUUUCACUUGUCUUUAACAUUAGAAAGGAUUUCUCUUUACUAAGGACUGAUCAUUUGAAAUAGUUUUCAGUCUUUUGAGAUACAGGUUUAUAACACUGCUUUUUUUUUUCUGUAAUCAUAGCCCAUAAUGGCAAAGACAACUAAAUUUAAGUGAAGGUCAUGCAUGCCAAUUCUGUGUUUGCUUUUAGCAGAUAUGAAGAUUUCCUUAUUUCUUUGUAAUUGUGCAGAUAUUUUGAAAGGCACAGCAUUCGAAGCCAAGCUGCUGUUUGGCUACUGAAUGGCUUGCAGUUGUUCCUCCACUCUAAAUGGAAUGAGCUUGCUGUGUGUGUGUGUGGUGGUGGUGGGAGGGGGUGGUGCAUGUGUGUGUGUGUGUGUGCAUCUGCAGCUGCUUCAAAAUUAGGAAAUACUACAGGACACCCCUGUAAUGGAUUGGUGGCAACUGGGUGGCACUGCUGAUGUGCACUGUGUAGGGGGGAACCCAGUGGUGGUGGGGUAGCUCAGAUGCCCCUAGACAAGCUUCAGAUGUCUGUAGCUACCAGAAACAUUUUCGGUUCAGGAAAAGUGAGAUGAUGGUAGUACUGGUUUCUGGUGAAAUUGAAGAACCCCAAAUGAUGAGGAUCUCUUUUUGCCCCCUCUCCUUUUUUUGUAGACCCAUUCAAAACCAUUAAUAAGCCCAUUUUACUAAGCCCCUAUUUCUUUCUAGAAGCUCAGGGUUUUCUUAGUGCCUCCCAGAACAUUUUGUAGUUAAUUGGGAAAAAGUGAUACUUGGAUUAGGGGGUGUGGGCAUAAAGAAUGGUGGGAGGCCUGAUUUUAAACUUCAGGCCAGAACCCCCAAUGACUCCACCCAUAGUCUCACUUUAGGUCUCAUUUAGUCCAUCACCUUUAUUUUAAGUUGAGGAAGUGGAGGCUGGUAAAGAGCAGGACCAGAGGAAGAAUCCAGAUUUCCUUAUGCUUGGGCCUCACACUAGCUCUCUGAGUAUUUCCUUGAUUGCGGUAUAUGUACUACUAGAAAAUACCAAAUGGAUAUAUUUUCUUUAGGAUAACCUUUGAACCAACAAUCUUCAAUAACAAUAGUACAUCUUCCAUCUUACUUUUAAUCGAGUAUAAGGAAAUGUUUCUUUAUGGCCAUUUUGGAGGGAGCAGGGGAUGAGGCUUGGCAUAGUCCAAAAUUUAAGUCUCCAAUAAUUAAUUGCAUUUUAAAUUGGCCCACUUUCAAGGCAAUUUUUUUUGUGUGUCUGUAACUGAGCUCCUCCACCCCUGUCAUUCACUUCCAAUUUUACCCAAUCCAAUUUUAGCACUCAAGUUCCAUUGUGUUAAUUUCUGCACGGUCAACAAACAUCAAGUCAGCAAGCAUUUGCCACCACUCCCUAUACUUCUCCCUCCUUCUUACACACACACACACACACACACACACAAUCCAUCUCUUGCUUGUUCCUACCUCCUGAUUUUUCUUCCCUACAGAAAUAGAAAUAGGGACAAAGAAGGGGAAAAUGUAUAUAUUGGGGCUGGGCUGAACAACUAACUUCAUAAGUAGUAUUAACUAGGGGUAAAUUGAGAGAAAAGCUCCUUUUCUCUUCACUGUUUUGGAAAGGAUAGCCAUUAGCAUGACUGCUUUGUGUCCUUAUGGACUUUAGUAUUAGCCUAGAUUGAAUUAUAGCGUUUUCUAGCUGGAAGGAACCUUAAGAUCACAUCAUCUACUCCUCUACUCCAAAUUUCUCAUUCUUCAGGCCAGGAAACCGAGACACAGAGGUAAAGUAAUUUCCCCAAGGUCACACAGCUGGCUGGGGCAGGAUUGGGUUUACAACCCACAUCUCCUGGCUCUUAUUCCAGGGCCUUUUCCCACUAAGUAGUAUUGCCUUCCAUUAGGCUCCUGAGAGUUAUUUCUCAGGGUCAUGUUGCAUCUUGGAGCCACAUGCUGCUGCCCUGAUCUCAGUGGGAAAUCCACCCAGCAACCUAAUACAGCCCCUUUUCCCUGCAUUCACCUGGUUCCCAUCCACAUGGGUUGCAGAUGUCCUUGAAGAGAGUGAGGCAUUGAGGGCCAAUAGGAGCAAUGGGGUCCCUGGCCUUGUCCAUCUGAUUCAGGAGAUCACUGCUCCAUCGUGAGGAGCCCUCUGAAUAGCCCCCCACUGAAUGCUUGCCUUGCCCAAAUGGAAUGGAGGAAGAUUGAUUUUCUCCAUCAGUUCACCUUGUGUCAUCUCAUAAUGGUUGGUCUUUCCAGGCUGAGGGAAAUGUUUCUUGUUUCCAGAGUAGAAAAAGAAAGAGUGGAACAAUAGCUUUGUUCAUCCUAACUUUCUGAGAUGGCUUUUCAACAUUUUAAAAAAACUAGUGUGGCUACCAUUCACUGGCAAUGAUUUCUUUUAGAAUAUGGGAGUAAGAUGAGCUAGAGAAAAUAACCUGGUCUCACUGUGGUUGCCCUCAUCCACAAUGUCCCCAAAGCCAUCCUGCUCUGAUGAGGACAAUUUCCAGGUAUAAGCAAGGGGCUUUGUGACAAAAAUGUACCCUGGCUGAUGUUAAACAUUGGCUCCUGUGUUUGCACCAAAAUAGCAAGCUGUGUGCUCUAUACACUCUUCCCAUCGUCUUGUGUACACUGCUCCUGUGGCCUUCCACAGCAGAAACCAGGGCAAAAGGGUCCAAACACAUGGUUUUCCUUGCUGCAAGGCUCUUCCUGGGAACUAAGGGGGUAUUUAUUAGUUCAGUUCUAAGAGACCUCCUUCUGGGCUUACCCCACUCCUCAGGUACUUCUCUCUCCUUCCUCCUUCUCCUCCACAGUCACAAGUAACCAAGGAACCUGAAAGUGGAUGUGUAGCUAUUUGAAGAAGGCAAGGAACCCUGAGAUUCUUCUUUGAAUCCUCUAGUCCAAGUCUUAGACCAGUGAUUGGUGCUUACCUUGAACAAAAUUUUGUCUGUGUUCCUAAUCCCUUCAAUACUCUGGGUACAAUGCUCCCAAUCACCCUGCACAUUUGAUUCUAAAUGGCUUUUAUUUUUUAAAAAUCCAUAUCCCUAGGACAAGAGAACAGGAUGCCUAUAUCCCCAAAAUGAGCUCCAGGACACUGAUGGGAAUGAUCCCAAAGAUCACCCCACCUCAGAAACGUCUGUGCCAAGAGACUUCCCCAGAUAGAAACACUGGGACAGUGGUUUGAACGACUUCUUUUAUGGUUGUCCAGUUUGCUAUGGAAAUAAAAGGCAUUGAUUUUUUAAAAAGAUGAUUGGAACCUGUCUUUGGCCACAUAGGGCCACUUGGAUCCAUUUCCAGGCCUUACUCAUAUAUUGCCUUCACUGAAGGGCUUUGGCUUUAAGUCCCAGACUGGUCUCCCAAGUGAACCAUAAGUGUUUUGGAGCUCAUCUGGGGUGAGGCAUGAGAAUGUUGCCCCAUCUAUCCCUUCAGGAAAAGGUGCCUUCCCUCCCUUUCUCCUAAAGCCUGGUCCCCAGAAAUUGUUUUUGUCUCCAAAAGUCUAGUAUGGUCUUUAUACACCCAGACUCUUAGUGUUGCGUCCUGCCUUGUUUCCUUGUUAAGGAUCUAUGCAGACCUCCCGCUUUGGCUUAGCUAGCGUGACAUUGGCUAUCAUUUGACAAGACUAACUUUUUUUUUUUUUUUUUUUUGACUGAGUCUCCCUCUGUCACCUAGGCUGGAGUGCAGUGGCACAAUCUUGGCUCGCUGCAACCUUCACCCUUCACCUCCCAGGUCGAAGCGAUUCUCCUGCCUCAGUCUCCCGAGUAGCUGGGAUUACAGGCGUGCGCCACCAAAUCUGGCUAUUUUUUUAUUAUUAUUAUUUUUAGUAGAGAUGGGGUUUCACCAUGUUGGCCAGACUGGUCUUGAACUCUUGGCCUCAAAUUAUCUGCCCACCUCGGCCUCCCAAAGUGCUGGGAUUACAGGCAUGAGCCACCAUGCCCAGCUGACAAGACUAAUUUUUUAUCCCUUGGUUUAUUGGCUUCAACAUCUUCUGGAAUCAGAGGUGAUUUUUUCUUACCUUGGAUGCCUGAGACUAGGGGAGUAUAGAAUUCCAAUUGGUAAUUAAGGCAUCUUUCUGCUCCUGAUCAGAAGGGCAGGUUAGUUGGGAGAGGUCAGAUGGCACAACAGAAGUCACCUUGUAAGUAAGGCAAAGACUUGAAGGCAUUAGCGUUUCUCAUUACUAGGUCAAUAACCUGAGGGAAUCAAUGGCUUUUUGCCGCUCUACCUCUUGUGUAUCUCUUUGACUUUUCUUUCUCUGUCUAGUUUCCUCUGUUCUCAGUUUAUAUUCUAUGUUAUCAGUCUCUCUUUCCACAGUACAAACAUCCAUCCUUUCUCCUGUGCAAUUCUGUCUCUCCCUCUUAUUAUCUUUAUUUGUACUUUUUCCUUCCUCCCUGUCUAGGCAUUGGGCAUGUGCCUCUUCUUAGCCUGUGAUUUUGCCUUGGGACUGAUGAUAAAUUAUUUCCAGAUUCAAUCAGCCCUGGUCCUACCCCAGUCCAAUCAGAAGUAUGUUGGUGGGAAUCAACCUGAUCCUGGCCCUUUCUUCUUCUCCAUUUUCAUUCGUAAUCCCCCUCAGCAGAUCUUUACAAGCAGUUUCCUUAUAGCUCAUGUAUCUUUAGGUCUUUGCCUUCCAAGCACUGUACAGAAUACUUUGUGGUUCCUUUUUAGUCUGACAUUUUGUGGAGCAGUGAAGCGUGCUCAGAGACAUAAUCAGCUGAAGAGAAAAAAUCCACCCAUGGAUUUAUAUCAGCUAAAUACUAAUAAUUGAUUUUGUUUGAUGUGCCCAUAAUUUUUAAAGCUGCAAUAUAAUAUAAUGAGGGACCACAGGUAAUUUCUCCUGUCAUUUGUUUUGGCUGGAUGGGGGUGGGGGAGUAAUUGCUUAAAGUUUUACCAUUACACAUUAAACUCUCUAUAAUAAUCUUGUUUGGGGCUUGCUAACUGUUGAGCUGUUUUAACUAAACUGGUAGGCAAUCGGAGUUGAUUUAAAUGAAAAGAUAAUUUAACAAAUCUAUACUAUAAAAAGAGACAUUUGCUUAAUUGACAUGUAUUUUUUCCUUCUGAGUCACCUAAACAUUUACUCUUGACACCAACUGUUCAUGAUACUGAAUAGACAGUCCAUAUAAGAGAAAUUAGUGGACCUAAAGAAGCCAGAUUGUAGGUGUUAAUUUAUUAAACAGAGUGCAAAGCCCUUGGAAAUGUCACUGCUUGGCAAUACCAUAUGGAAUGCCAAAAUUUACAAUGACUUUUCUUUAUAAGUUAUCCAAAAGGGAUUUGAACAAGUAAGAGGUUAUGCCAAAAUGUCUCCAAUGUAUGGUCCUGUAAUAUAUUGCAGCUUGAAGCCAAUGAUCCCUUAUGACUUGUAUACAACUAAUGCAUGUUUUAUUGAAUUUUGCAUUUCCCACGUGUGGUAAGUUCUUUAAAAUGUUUUUGAUCACCUUUUUGUGCCAUUAAACUUGUACAGAAAAUGUUUUUAUGGCCAUUUUCAAAGGGAGAAAGUUUAAAAUGGAAACAGCCCACCCUUUCUGCCCUAUAGCUGUAGUUAGAAUUGAGUACCUGUAGCAAAACAGCUGUAAUUGGUGGUUGUAGUGUUAGAGGUGUUAGCUUGCUAGUGACUAGCUUUGGAGAGUAAAUGCAUGGUAUUGUACAUCACAUUUCUUAACUCGUUUUAACCUCUGAAAAGAAUAUAUUCUUCUUUGUAGUCCUUCUUCCCACCCCCUUGCCCUCUCCCUCUCCCUGCUCCCAGUUGUCUUACAGUUGUAAAUAUCUGAUUUGAGGCCCAAUAACUCUUGCCAAGUAAAGUCAGCAAACAACAAACAAACCAAAAUGUGGGGAAAAGGCAUUUCUCAACCAUCUCUCAGCAGUUAUUGAUCAUUUCUUAAGGAACAGCAUUGUGAUCAAAGACUCAACUUUACGUAAAAAUCAGUGGUAAAUUGGGGUUGUAUUUGGCCAUUUGAUUACAUUUCAGGAUUGAAUAGUUUUCAGAAUCACAUGUAAUCCAAAGACAGUAGGUAGUGAUGUCCCUUAUCCCUGCAGCUGUUUUAAGAUAGAGACCUCAGAAGACUCUGCUUGACCGAUGACCAAUAAUUAUUUGAAAAAAAAAGAAAAAAUGAGAGAAAUAAAACAGAUAUUUAAGAACUUUAGCCACCUAUUUAGAAUAGUUAUAGCCAGAAAAAAAAACAAGGGCAUGAGUUCAAAUGCAUUACUAUCAGUGUCCUAGGCAAUACCUAACCUACUCUGAAAUUGUGAUUCAAAAGCAGUAUUUCAAGAGGCAUUCUCCUUUUUUGGUUUGCUGACCCCACUUGGACUGGUAGGUUUGGUGAGGCCCCCAUAAACCAGCUGGAGCAGACCCUUUUCAUCUCCUGUGCCUGUAACACCCCUCUUCCCCCACCCCCUCCGCAAUUCAAUGAGGGCUUUCUUGGGUCAGAGGACUUCAAGGUUGUCUAGAGAAGUUUGCCAUGUGUGUAAGGUGCUGUGAACUGUGAGUGCUGAAGAUUCGCAGCAUUCAAUACCAGGCAGCCAAAGAGCUGCUCUUGCAAUUAUUUUGGCUCUCAAGCUCUGUUCUUCAUCGCAUUCUCAUUUCUGUGUACAUUUGCAAGAUGUGUGUAAUGUCAUUUUCCAAAAAUAAAAUUUGAUUUCAAUA
Messenger RNA from Homo sapiens (human), 9406 nucleotides. It is a transcript of the gene DCX, whose product is annotated as doublecortin. Gene Ontology annotation, biological process: retina development in camera-type eye; axoneme assembly; central nervous system development. The transcript has 7 exons. The record is from RefSeq and is marked reviewed. Lineage: Eukaryota; Metazoa; Chordata; Mammalia; Primates; Hominidae. Gene Ontology annotation, cellular component: neuron projection; cytoplasm. Bases 173 to 1498 code for a protein of 441 amino acids. Gene Ontology annotation, molecular function: microtubule binding.